Molecule: messenger RNA, 2283 nt
Organism: Ornithorhynchus anatinus (platypus)
Lineage: Eukaryota; Metazoa; Chordata; Mammalia; Monotremata; Ornithorhynchidae
Gene: GDPGP1
Product: GDP-D-glucose phosphorylase 1
Exons: 2
Coding region: 443-1570 (375 amino acids)
Biological process (GO): glucose metabolic process
Cellular component (GO): cytoplasm
Molecular function (GO): GDP-D-glucose phosphorylase activity
Source: RefSeq, a predicted model, not a curated record
ACUGGUGUCCGGCGAGGCGGAGCGAAAGCCUGGCUGCCCUUCUCUGGCUCUGUCUUGUUCCCCGGGAAGGGAAGCGCCUUCGGUCGGUUCCAUCGCCUCCUGGAGCGCUUCCCGUGUGCAGAGCGCUGUGCUGAGCGCUCCGACGACCGGCGGACCCAUUCCCCCUGGCCGGAGCGGGGCGGCGAGGGAGGGAGGGAGGGAGAGGCGGGCGGGGACCCGAGGUGGCUGCAGCCCGGCCCCGGCACGUUUCGCUCUUGCUUUUAAUAGUAUCCGUUCAUUCAUUCAGUGUGCGCAAGACACUGCGCCGAGCGCUGGCCGCGGACAGACGCAUUCCCUGCCCGCGAGCUCUUACUCUGUGCUAGGCCCUGCCCCAAGCGCUGGGUUACAUACCGACCGCAGACACGGUGAGGAAGCCGUCCCGGGUGGGGGCCGGAGCCCCGCCAUGGCGCUGCCGCGGGAAGCAGACGGCUCCCCGGGCCCCGAGUGCCCGAGCGGCCCCUGGUCGGCCGCGCCGGACUUCGCGUACGGCCGGGAGGACCUGGUCGUGGAAGGGGUGCGGUGGCGGAGGGGCGCGUCCGGAGAGCUGGAGCCCCCCGCCCCGUCCCGCUUCGACCAAGCCCUGGGGGCGGCCUGGGGGCGGCGGAUGGAGGAGGGCCUGUUCCGCUAUCGGCUGGGGGAGCUGCCGACGCGGGUCCUGCCGGGGCCCCUGGGCUUGGUGGCCCAGCUGAACGUGGAGCGGGGGGAGCGGAGGCGGCGGCCCCAGGAUGUCCGGAGCGUCAGACAGGCCUUCGACCCCGGCCAGUUCAACUUCAACGAGAUCCGGCCGGGCGAAGUCCUCUUCCGUCUGAGCCGGGAGCCCGGCCGGGAGCCCGGCGGCGGGGCCCGGGUCCUGGUGGUCAUCAACGUCAGCCCCCUGGAGCGGGGCCACGUGCUGUUCGUGCCGGAGCCCGCCCUGGGCCUUCCCCAGCUCCUCCUGGAGGAGCCGCUGCUCCUCGCGGCGGAAGCCGUGCUCCUCAGCACCCACCCCGGCUUCCGCGUCGGCUUCAACAGCCUGGGGGGCUUCGCCUCCGUCAACCACCUGCACCUGCACGGCUACUACCUGGCCCGGCCGCUGCCGGUGGAGACGGCCGCCAGCGAGCCCCUGGACCCGCGGGGCCGGAUGCACCUGCUCCGGGGGGGCCCCGCUCCCGGAUUCCUCUUCUUCGCGGAGGGGCCGGACCUGGGCCCGGCGGUCCGCGGGGUCUGCCGGGUGGCCGCCCACCUGGCCGAAGGCGAGAUCGCCCACAACCUCUUCGUGACCCGGGGGGCCCCUCCGGGGGACCCGCCGGCCCCGGGGGCCCCCGCCGGCCUCCGCUUCGUCCUGUGGCCCCGGCGGGCCGGCUUCGGGGUCAAGGAGGGGGCGGCCUUCAACGUCGCCCUGUGCGAGCUGGCCGGCCACCUGCCCCUCAAGACGGCCCGGGACUUCCGGGACCUGACGGAGGCCGCGGCCAUGAGCCUCAUCCGGAGCUGCCUCCUGCCCCCGGACCGGUUUGCCCGGCUGCAGCGGGACCUGCUGGCGCUCUUGGACUAGCCCGGGGGGGUCCUCGCUCCGCCCCGGCCCCCGGCGCCGAGGGCCGCCCGCUGCGAGGCACCCCCGGGCCCGCCUUCCGGCCGUCCCGCUGCCUCCGCUCGGACAGAGGACGGGGCCCGGGGGGGCGCGUCCGUGCGGGGGUCCCCCGCGGCCCAGCGGGAUGCCGGGGGCCGGCCGGGAGGGGAGGCGCUCGGCAUACAGCGGGGGGGUCUAGGCGGGUGGGAAUUCCCCAGAGGGGAACCGCUACUCGCUGCGUUGGCGGGAGCCGCCCCACCCCUCUAGGUCGGAAGCCGGCGUGGGCAGGGAACCCGUCUGCCGGCUCUGUCUCGUCCUCGUCCGAGUGCUCAGUACGGUGCUCGGCACGCAGUAAGCGAGCGCUCCGUAAAUACCACUGAUGAUAUAGCGAAUGGGGGCGGGGGAGGUGGGUAUCGGGCGGACCCCUUCUCUGUCCGGGGCAGCCGGGAGGCUACGUGAAAAGUGAAAGACACGGGCCCUGGUGCUCUCGGACAGUUGACCGCGUCGUCAUGUACAGGUAGUGGGAUAACAGAAACAACUGGGAAGACCCGAAGUUGGGAAAAUCAAGAGCUAAAUAAAUAAGUGGAUAAAUACGUGGAGACUGGGCAUCUCUAGAGCGCCAGAGUGGCUGUUGGAUUGAUGAGAUCGGGGUCGGGGGGUCAUUAAUAAUAAUAAAAAGAAUCGUGGUUUUUUUUUUA